This is a messenger RNA of Chaetomium fimeti, 513 nucleotides long. RefSeq lists its product as uncharacterized. The transcript is spliced from 2 exons. The record is from RefSeq and is a predicted model, not a curated record. The coding region runs from base 1 to 513 and encodes 170 amino acids. Lineage: Eukaryota; Fungi; Ascomycota; Sordariomycetes; Sordariales; Chaetomiaceae.
AUGCGCUCCCCUACCCACAUCCUCCUCCCCCUCCUCGCCCUCACCACCACCAGCAGCAGCCACAUCGGCGCCGCGGCCCAACAACAAGAACAACACCCACCAAUCCGCUGCGCACCACCCUCCAACGGCGCCGCCGCCGCCGCCGCCGUGCCGGACAGCUGGCCGGGAUACGCCUUCACGCUGCGGUACGGCCUGAACUACGAGUUCGUGGCGGCGCAGGCGGCGGCGGCCGCACAGCUGUGCCAGGCGGGCGGGUCGGUGGUGGACCACGCGACGGGCAGCUCCGGCGCGCAGACGUGGGGCAUCGAGGCGGCGGCGCCCGAGGUGGCCGACGCGCUGGGGUACGUGGCCGGGGUGCUGGUGGUGCGGGCGCCGGCGGGCCUGCUGGCGGAGCUGGGCGAGCAGGUCGGCAACGCGACGUCGCGGCUGUACGGGAAUCCGGAUGCGCUGGCGAGGCAGGUUGCGGAGCAGAUUGAUGAUGCGUUUGAUGUCGUCUUGAGGGAGGACUUGUAG